Messenger RNA from Paramormyrops kingsleyae, 3851 nucleotides. RefSeq names its product CUB domain containing protein 2 (gene cdcp2). NCBI's taxonomy places the organism in Eukaryota, Metazoa, Chordata, Actinopteri, Osteoglossiformes, Mormyridae. The record is from RefSeq and is a predicted model, not a curated record.
GAAUAUGUACAUUUUAAGUUUUUUUCUUUCCUGAAGGACGUUCAUGGCGUUUGAUCGUGGCUAAAAUGUAGGUAUAAACAGAAUAAUAACCAGUUGGGGGCGCCGUCGAGCUGCAAAUGGCAUAUCCCCGUAAUAUAAAUGAACUUUAAAAAGUAAGAAAUUAAAAAGGUGUUUUUGUCCACAUUUAUCUCUGUUUAUUUAUGUUUUUCUAUUUUGUUCUUGUCAGGUUUACAAAGCUUUACGAGGUGGAAUGCAUAGUGUGAAUUAUUUGAAGACACGUCAAGUCCAGAGAGUACUUUACGUUCUGUUAAAUACGUUCUUUUUAGUUUUUGUUAAGCAUUUCUAAGCAUUGUUCUUCUGCUGUAGAUACUUCGCGUGACUGAACGUCCCUACUCUGUGUUACGUAUGUCAGUGUGCAUUCUCCCGCUUGAUCUCUUCCGUUUCCACCCACUAGAGGGUGCUGUCAUCGCAGGGGCUGGAUGGCCCGAAACAGCGCAGUGAACAUGACGCUGCUCUGGAAAAGGCUGCUCCAGCUGCUCCGCUUUGCCAGCUUCGCCAGACAAAAUUCUGUGCAGAGUUAAAAUAUCGCUUCUGUAGCUCCGUGCUAAAUAGCUGCAUUUCCAUAAAACAGAUAAAAUGAGAAAUAAGAGUUUAGAGUAUGUACAGUGCAAAGUACUUCAUCAGUGAUUAACGCAGUUUCCUCUUGCUAAUUUCUGGUCAUUUGCAGUGUGAUUCUCUUGCUGGACCAUGGCACAUCCAGACUCGCACUGCUGUGUUUGAUUCAGGUCCUGAAAUGUCAGACUUUGAUUAUGAACCUGUGGCUCAGCAAACAUUUUAUGUGUUAUUCCGGCAGAGCAUCUGGCAGGGAGUGAUGCAAUGGUGCGGCCCGGGUAAGAGAAACCAGCUGGGUCACAAAUACCAUGGCGACAGCGUUACCGAGGCGGGACAGGGGCAUCACCCAGCAGGGCAAGAAAGCACUGGGCAUUUGCAGCUGCACCAGGGACCAUCUGACUCUUGAUGCUUGUACAUGACUUUGGAUAAAAGUGUAUGCUAUGCAAAUAACAUGUAAAUGUUCCUGAGCCAUCAUGCUCCCUGUAGCUAUCUGCUCAUUAUCAGACAAAAUUGCUGUUUUUAUUGAUUUGUUGGCAUUUUGGAGUUUUUGGCACAUGUUCUGCAAGGGAUAAACCACAGACGUGUGUGUCUGUGCUGCUGGGCCGGUCAGGACUGUCAGGCUGCAGUCCUGGGUCACUCUGCUUUCAGUUUGAGGACACGGAUGUGAGGCGAAGCGUAUGGGGUAUGUUGGCAGGCUGCGUUUGCCUGCGGCUUCAGGGACACGGAUGCGAGGUGGAGCGUGUGGGGUAUGUCGGCAGGCUGCGUUCGGCAUACUUAUUCUCCCAUAACACAGAACAUCUGCAAGCACAGCCGGUAAUGAUACUUAGUUACAUUUCAAUGCAUUUUUCUCAUUAAUAAAAUAAAAUCCUAUUAAAACUGCUGAAGAUUUGGGUGCUCCCUUUGACUGCAGCAUGUCGUUGGCGUGUUAGCAUGGAGAGACUCGCAUAAUGGAGAGCACACGCAUGUGGCCCAUCCUGUCACUGCCCUGCCUCCAUAUGUUUCCAAACAGCACUCUGACAGACCAGCUGCCCUCAUGUGAAAUACAGCAGGAUUCAGUCGCAGUCAUGAAACUUUUAGUGAUGGGAGGGGGUUGGGAUCGUGUUCCUCAUUCAUCCUGGGAAUCAAUUAUUAAGCUUUUGAUCAAAUGCCCCCCAUCCGACGGACUCCUUCUGCACUGGCCGUCGCUCCCGCCUCGCCUUCGGGACAAAUUCGCCUGACAAAAACCAGCCGCAUCAUGCGAUCUAGGGUCACUCUCUUUUAUCUGCUCUGUGCUUUUGGCAGAACAGCUUCCAAAAAAGGGGUGAAAUGUGGAGGCAUCCUGUCAGCACCCGUGGGCAAUGUGACCAGCCCCAACUUCCCGGGCCUGUACCCAUACAGCACAGAGUGUUCCUGGCUCAUCGUGGUGGCUGAGGGCUCCUCUGUACUUCUCACCUUCCACCACUUCGAGCUGGAGUACCACGCCGACUGUGCCUACGACUACAUCAAGAUAUACAACGGCGUGGCCGACGACGAGGGCAACCUGCUUGGCAAAUUCUGCGGGGACAUCUCACCUCCUCACUUCACGUCCUCCUGGAACGUCAUGUCCAUUAUCUUCCGCUCUGACCGGCAUGUGGCGCACAGAGGUUUUGCAGUCGGAUACCGGAAAGACAUGUGUGGUGGAGUCCUAACUGGGCUGUCAGGCACCAUUUCCAGUCCGGGCUACCCCCUAGAGUACAGCAACAAUGCAGACUGCUCCUGGACAAUUCACGUGUCCAACCGCACUGUGGUCACCCUGGUCUUCAUGGACUUCCAGCUCGAGAACAACCAAGGAUGCAACUUUGACUAUGUGGCCCUGUUUGACGGGCCCACUGUCACCCACAGGCACCUGGGGAACUACUGUGGGAACAGCUUCCCACCAAACACCGUCACCACCUCCAACCAGCUGCUGCUGGUCUUUAAGUCUGAUUUCAACAUUGGGGGAAGAGGAUUCAAGGCCUACUACUACUCAGGAGAAUGUCAGCAGGUCCUAAGCACGAUUAGAGGGAACUUCACUAGCCCACGCUACCCUAGCAUCUACCCCAACAACAUCCACUGCCACUGGACUAUCUCACUGGCAUCUGGCUACCGCAUCAAGCUUUUCUUCAACAGCAUGGAUCUGGAAGACAGGAACAGCCUGACAGAUGACUGCGACUAUGAUUCCGUGGCAGUGCAUGAUGGGAGCAGCGAGUCGGACAACGUGCUGGGCCGCUGGUGUGGGUCAGAGAAGCCUCCGUCGGUGCUGUCUACGGGAAACAAGCUACUGAUCGUCCUCACCAGCGACCGCAAUGCAGCCUAUAAGGGCUUCUCUGCAGCAUACACGGGGGUGGUGCCCAUCAACGUCAGCUGCACCAGGACAGAGUUCCAGAUCCAGAUAAACAGGCAGGCUCUCCCACAGCUGGAGCAUGACAGCAUCUACCUGGGGAACCCCUCCUGUCCAGCCCAGAUGACAGCCUCUGAGUACAAGAUCUUGGCGCGCUUCGUUAACUGUGGCACAGCUGGCCAGAAACGCAGGAACAUCACGGUGCUGGUAAAUACCCUGUACAUCGACCUGUCUGACGGCAAGCAGGGGGACAUGCAGGAGUACGAGCUGCUGUGCGACGCGCAGAGGAAGAUGGCGUCGGCAAGCAUUGUGACAGCCGAGGAACGGGAGCGGCUCAAUGAGCUGGCGAGGCGUGCGGAGGGGGCCGCCCGCACUGGGGAGGGCCAGGCUGAGGAGGCCCCGCCUCAUGACACCAGCGACAUCGUCUUCAUCAGCAUCUGCGUGCUGGCCGUCAUCCUCAUGGUGAUAGCUAUUGUAUGGCUGGUGCUGCUCUAGUGUGCCCCCCUCAGGAAAUGAGGGUAGCUGCGAAGGCCCUUAAUUUUUUUUUAAAGUGACAGGUGAUACAACUUUGAUGAAAUUUCAUUUAUUACUAUCGUCAGCUUUUUUUUACCCUUGAUUAGAUCACAGGGUGGGUCCCCGUGUCAGCUUUCCUGGUCUUGUCAACAGAGAGUGCACACAAAUGUGUGUGUGUGUGUGUGUGUGUGUGUGUGUGUGUGUGAGAGAGAGAGAGAGAGAGAGAGAGAGAAUAGGUGGGCUCUGACUGAACCAGCACCUACUGAAAGAGGAAGGGAUGAAGUAUUACCACACUUUCCUACUGAUGGACAUGGACGUGUGAUGGGUCUUGGACUGUUUUCCAUCCAGUCCGCAAUCAGUAUUAAAAGCUGGAUUUGGCUCAAAACAA